This is a messenger RNA of Astyanax mexicanus (Mexican tetra), 2839 nucleotides long. RefSeq names its product elongation factor 2-like. The transcript is spliced from 13 exons. Gene Ontology annotation, cellular component: ribonucleoprotein complex; cytosol. Gene Ontology annotation, molecular function: GTP binding; GTPase activity; translation elongation factor activity. Lineage: Eukaryota; Metazoa; Chordata; Actinopteri; Characiformes; Acestrorhamphidae. Gene Ontology annotation, biological process: translational elongation. Bases 110 to 2686 code for a protein of 858 amino acids. The record is from RefSeq and is a predicted model, not a curated record.
UACCUACGUGUUGACGUCAGCGGUCUCUUCCCUGCCUAUGCCCCGGUGAGGUGGGCAGCGUAACUUGUGUCUGUUUCUCCACACAGCGAAUCCCAAAACAUCCGUCAACAUGGUGAACUUCACCGUAGACCAGAUCCGUGCCAUCAUGGACAAAAAGUCCAACAUCCGUAACAUGUCUGUGAUUGCGCACGUCGAUCAUGGUAAAUCAACUUUGACUGACUCGCUGGUGUCCAAGGCUGGUAUCAUUGCUUCAUCUCGUGCAGGAGAAACACGCUUCACUGACACAAGAAAGGAUGAGCAGGAGCGCUGCAUCACCAUCAAGUCCACGGCCAUCUCUUUGUAUUAUGAGCUAACUGACAACGACGUGGCCUUCAUCAAGCAGUGCAAAGAUGGCGCUGGAUUUCUGAUCAACCUGAUUGACUCCCCUGGGCACGUUGACUUCUCUUCGGAGGUGACAGCUGCCCUGCGUGUCACCGAUGGAGCCCUGGUGGUGGUUGACUGUGUGUCUGGUGUGUGUGUGCAGACUGAGACCGUGCUCAGGCAGGCUAUUGGAGAGAGGAUCAAGCCUGUUCUGAUGAUGAACAAGAUGGACCGUGCCUUGCUGGAGCUGCAGCUGGAGCCUGAGGAACUGUACCAGACCUUCCAGCGUAUUGUGGAGAAUGUCAAUGUCAUCAUUUCCACCUACGGAGAGGAUGAGAAUGGACCAAUGGGCAACAUCAUGAUUGAUCCAGUCGUGGGAACAGUUGGAUUUGGAUCUGGACUGCACGGAUGGGCCUUCACCCUCAAACAGUUUGCUGAGAUGUACGUGAUGAAGUUUGCUGCUAAGGGUGAUGCCCAGCUGGGACCAGCAGAACGCUGCAAGAAGGUGGAGGACAUGAUGAAGAAACUGUGGGGUGACAGGUACUUUGACCCAGUCACUGGUAAAUUCAGCAAGAGCCCUAAUGGACCAGAGGGCAGGAAGCUCCCCAGAACUUUUGCCCAACUCAUCUUGGACCCCAUCUUCAAAGUUUUUGAUGCCAUCAUGAACUUUAAAAAGGAUGAAACUGCCAAGCUGAUUGAGAAAUUGGACAUCAAGCUGGACGCUGAGGAUAAGGAGAAGGAGGGCAAGCCCCUGUUGAAGGCUGUGAUGCGUCGCUGGCUGCCAGCUGGAGAAGCCCUGCUUCAGAUGAUCACCAUCCAUCUUCCAUCUCCUGUCACUGCUCAGAGGUAUCGUUGUGAGCUCCUGUACGAAGGACCUGGAGACGAUGAGGCUGCAAUGGGUAUCAAGAACUGUGACCCUAAAGCUCCCCUAAUGAUGUACAUCUCAAAGAUGGUGCCAACUACCGACAAGGGUCGUUUCUAUGCCUUUGGGCGUGUCUUCUCUGGCUCUGUGUCCACUGGCCUGAAGGUGCGCAUUAUGGGACCAAAUUACACCCCUGGAAAAAAGGAGGACCUUUACCUCAAGCCCAUCCAGAGGACCAUUUUGAUGAUGGGUCGCUAUGUUGAGCCUAUUGAGGAUGUGCCCUGCGGAAAUAUUGUGGGGCUGGUAGGCGUGGACCAGUUUUUGGUGAAGACCGGGACCAUCACCACCUUUGAGCAAGCCCACAACAUGCGUGUGAUGAAGUUCAGUGUCAGCCCUGUGGUGAGAGUGGCAGUAGAGGCCAAGAACCCUGCCGACCUGCCCAAGCUGGUGGAGGGUCUAAAACGUCUGGCCAAGUCUGACCCCAUGGUACAGUGUAUCAUUGAGGAGUCUGGAGAGCACAUCAUUGCUGGAGCUGGUGAGCUGCAUCUUGAGAUCUGCCUGAAGGAUCUUGAGGAGGACCAUGCCUGCAUUCCAAUUAAGAAAUCCGACCCAGUUGUGUCUUACAGAGAGACCGUGUCUGAUGAGUCCAAAAUCAUGUGCCUGUCUAAGUCUCCAAACAAGCAUAACCGUCUGUUCAUGAAGGCUCGUCCCAUGGCUGAAGGCCUGCCCGAAGACAUUGACAAGGGUGACGUCACAGCCAGGCAGGAGAUGAAGGCCCGUGCCCGUUACCUGGCCGAGAAGUACGAGUGGGAGGUAACAGAGGCCCGUAAGAUCUGGUGCUUCGGUCCUGACGGAAAUGGCCCCAAUGUUCUGGUGGAUGUGACUAAGGGAGUGCAGUACCUUAAUGAGAUCAAGGACAGUGUUGUGGCUGGUUUCCAGUGGGCCACCAAAGAGGGUGUGCUGUGUGAGGAGAACAUGCGUGGUUGUCGCUUUGACAUUCAUGAUGUCACCCUUCAUGCUGAUGCCAUCCACCGUGGUGGUGGCCAGAUCAUUCCUACAGCCCGCAGAGUGCUUUAUGCCUGCCAGCUCACAGCUGAGCCCAGGCUUCUUGAACCUGUCUACCUGGUGGAGAUCCAGUGUCCUGAGGCUGUUGUUGGUGGCAUCUAUGGUGUACUGAACAGAAAGAGAGGUCUGGUGUUUGAGGAGUCCCAGGUUGCAGGAACACCCAUGUUUGUGGUCAAGGCCUAUCUGCCUGUCAAUGAGUCUUUCGGAUUCACCGCUGACCUUCGCUCCAACACCUCUGGCCAGGCCUUCCCACAGUGCGUGUUUGACCACUGGCAGAUUCUGCCUGGUGAUCCCAUGGAGCCAAACUCCAAGCCAAGCCAGAUUGUGGCUGACGCACGCAAGCGUAAGGGUCUCAAGGAAGGUGUUCCAGCUCUGGAUAACUACUUGGACAAAUUGUAAAGCUCCUGUUUCAUUCCUUUUCCUUUCCCCACUCCCCUUCCCCCUCUAUUGAGGGACUGGACUGUACAGAACACAUGAGCACUAAUGCUUGCCAAAAGUAAAGACAACAUCUGAUCAAUAAAUCUAAACAUUAAUAAAGUACAAUAAAAAUUG